UUCAAUAUUCCAGUUAGUCUUUGAAUCAUAUGAUCAAAACGGUGUGGAAAACAACCAAGACAUUGAGCUCAGGUGGUUAAUGAGCUCCCCCUAGGACGAUUGUUCGGGAGAACCCGAGUUCGAUUCUUGGUGGAAAAAAUUAUUGGCUAGACUUUACUUACCUCACAGACGAACUCUUGAUCAAUAAUUCUAUAUGUAGUAUUAGUCAGAUUUCGAGGAGUGGCAGAUACUCUUGCACGGUGUGUGGCCUUACCUUGAGUUUUAGUUCUCUUCCCUCUUUUAAUUGAUGAUUCUUUAUUCUGAUGUAGUAUCAAUCAGUAUGUUAAUAUAUUUAGUUCCAUCAGGAAUCACCCACUACAAGUCUAUUUGUUGUGUUUUUGUUCACAGCAGUGGAGUUCAUGCCGAACACUACCAUGUUUAUACAAGUCCACUUUCAAAUCGGUGGCUAUCUACAAUGUCAUUGUUGGUGAAAGAAGUCUCUGCAAAGGAGCUGCUUGAUUUUCACGGAAAAAUAAGAUGGUUAAUCUCAUAAGGAAAUCGUCACAGGAAGCUCCAAGCAAUAAUUCUCCAAACACUCUCCUCAUGAAUGCUGAACGAAAACGGCCUCGACUCGAGGUCUCAAGUUCACCUCUCGUACAAAUUGUUGGAAACAACCAGCCUAAUUCUUCGGAAGGGAGGGAUGAAAUGUGGACAUCGUUUGUCCCUAAAAUCAAUGGUAGUGGUGAUGGUGAUGCCACUUCAAUAUGGGAUGAUCAUUUCCCAUUAAGAGAGCUUAUUGAUAAGCAUUUCAUUCAGAAAGAAAAAGUUGAGGAGUUGGAUUUAGAAAGAGUACUCCAAACAAGCUUGGCAGAAUCCGUUCGAUCAAACUUCCGUCUUCGUGUUCUUGCGGGAAAGUUUCGUGAUAUGGAAAAGAAAAACAAGACUUAUGUUGCUGAGAUUUCUGAAUUGCAAAAGAAGUUGUCUGAAAAUGAAAAGAAUUAUGCUGGAGAGGUUAAUGAAUUGGAGAAGAAGAAGAAGAAGAAGAAGAAGAAGAAGAAGAAGAUGUCUGAAUACGGGAAGAAUAUGGCUGAGAUGACUAGUCUCAAAGAUGAACUAAACAAACUGAAGAAAUCUUUGGAAGAAUCAAGUGUGGAGAAGAGCCAAUUGGUAGGAAGAGAAAAAGACUUGAUGGAGGAAAAUUCAAAUUUGAAAACAAAAUUAUCGAUAGAAGAAGAUGCUCACAAGUUAGUUGUCGACAAGUUGAAAGCUGAGAUUGAAGAGUUGAAGGGUGAAAAUAAACUGCAGUACAAAGCUGGCUAUGAUAAGGCGAGAAGCCAAGUUCUAAUUUUUACAACAAGACUUAAUGUUGACUGAACUAAAAUUAUGCAGGGUAAAGAAGUUCUAUAAGGUAGUUAAGAAAUUAGUUGUUGACAGUAGCAUAUUGAGAGGAUGCCCUUUAAAACUUAUGUAUGUAGCAGGAGUUUCUUUUUGGGGUUAAAUAUUUUGGAUACCUCUUAAAACUUACAUGGUUUUCUAGUAGUCUGUUUUGGGACUCUUUUGGUUUAUGUAAAAUAUAUGGUGUUUUGGUUUAUGUAAAAUAUAUGGUGUAUGAAGUAUGAACUCCGGCUUUAUGUUUUAAAAUAUGUUUUCAU
This is a messenger RNA of Trifolium pratense (red clover), 1631 nucleotides long. Its product is annotated as protein hook homolog. The record is from RefSeq and is a predicted model, not a curated record. NCBI's taxonomy places the organism in Eukaryota, Viridiplantae, Streptophyta, Magnoliopsida, Fabales, Fabaceae. The coding region runs from base 517 to 1353 and encodes 278 amino acids. The transcript has 2 exons.